CCAGACUUUGAGGGCGUAGACCACGACGAGGAGCUCCUUCUCGUUGGAUGGGUAGUUCAUUUCUGCGGGAAGGAGUUCCUUGCUGGCGAAUGCGAUGGGGUGCUCGCCGGGUGGGCAUUGGGAGUGAGUGGGGGAGUCCUUGAUGGAGGGGGUUUCUGCGGGGUCGGGGGGAAAGUGCUGGGAUAAGACGGCCCCGAUGGCAAAGUCGGAGGCAUCCGUGGUGACGAAGAAGUGGCGAGUGGGGUCGACGAUUUUGAGGACGGGGGCAGUGGUGAUGAGCUCCUUGAGUUUGUCAAAGGCGGCUUGGCGGCGGUCUGUCCAAGUGAAGGGUUCGGUGGCACGGGUGAGCUCAUGGAGAGGCGGAGACAAUUUGACCAAGGUAUUCUACGCUAGAGGCAGCAAAUGUGCAUUUGCUGAGCUUGGCGUGGAAUUUCUGGUCGCGGAGGAUGGCGAGAACUUGGCGGAGAUGAUCAAGGUGGGACUCGAAGGUGGGGCUGAAAACGAGGAUGUCGUCGAGGUAGAUCACGACACAGACUUUGAGGACGUCGCGGAAGAUGUGGUUCAUGGUGGAUUGGAAUGUGGCGGGGGCGUUGGUGAGACCGAAAGGCAUUCCGAGAAACUCGUAGUGCCCGAAGCGGGAGCGGAAGGCGGUCUUAUGGGUGUCCUCCUCGCGGAUGCGGAUCUGGUGGAAGCCACUGCGGAGAUCAAUCUUGGUGAAGUAUUUGGCUCCACGGAGGCGAUCAAGAAGUUCAGAUAUCCGGGGAAGCGGAUACUUGUUCUUGAUCGUGAUCCGGUUCAGGGCGCGGUAGUCUGUGCACAUGCGGAGUUUCUAGGUGUCGUUCUUCUUGACGAAUAGACAGCUGGUUCCGAAGGGGGAGGAGCUAGGCUUAAUGAAUCCUUUUUCAAGGA
Molecule: messenger RNA, 909 nt
Organism: Chara braunii
Lineage: Eukaryota; Viridiplantae; Streptophyta; Charophyceae; Charales; Characeae
Source: the annotation of a GenBank genome assembly